Molecule: messenger RNA, 869 nt
Organism: Chara braunii
Lineage: Eukaryota; Viridiplantae; Streptophyta; Charophyceae; Charales; Characeae
Source: the annotation of a GenBank genome assembly
CGGCAGGGUUGAGCAGCGGGCGUGUCUUCGGCGGCUGUGGCAGGCGUCACGCUGUGGGGCGAAACGAUUCCCAGAGAUGGACGUUCGCGGCAGCGGGCACGGUCUGCGCGAAGAGGAGAUCGACGCGGUGGCAAUGGCGGUUACUGCCGUCGUCGUGAACACGAUGCGCGACGUGUCGUCGUCCUCACGCGACAUGCUAACGCAGCUCCAUAAACGAAGAGCGCUGCUGCAGCGGAUUGCCGAAGCGCCGGAUUGCCUGGCCACGUGUGAGCCAGUCGUCCAGUUGUGUGCCGCGCUUUCAUAUGGCGUUUUCCCGCGGCAGACCCCGCGUUGGUGGAUUAAACGACGGACUGGCGGAACAUGGGAGGAUCUCCGCCUCUGUGAUGACGCAACGGACGAGUACUACCGCCAGAAGUUACGCAUGUCGAUGGCCAUGUUCACGCAGAUCGUAGCCGCGUGCACCGCGUACGUGGAGAAGAAGGUGACGCACUACAGGACGCCAUUGCCAGUGGAGCAGGUGAUCGCUUUCGCGUUGUACAGGUGGGCGUCAGGAGAGACGUACGAGAGCGGCACGUCAGCCUUCGACAUCGGCAGGGCAACUGGACUGCAGGCCGUCCGCGACGUCACUUCGGCGCUGCUGCAGGCGUACCUCGACGCGAUCAAGUGGCCAGUUGGCCGUAGACGUGCGCAGAUUCUGCGCGCAUUCCGUGACAAGAGUUUCCCAAACUGCUUCGGCGAGAUCGACUGUACGCACAUCUACAUUGACAAGCCUACCGGCGCACCUUCAGACAACUACUACGACCGCAAACAGAAGUUCUCCGUGUAGGCGCAGGUGGUGGUGGAUUUGGAUCUGCGGAUCCUCGACGUCC